AUGCGACUCGAUGAGGCCCAGUCACUGAGCAGCGAUGCAGACGACCAGCUCGUGCUUCGUAUCCCCUUCUCCGGUGCCUGCAAGCUCAAGAGUCUACUUCUCAAGACAGGGCCAGGGGGUGAGACACCCACCAGCAUAGCCCUCUUCGUGAAUGCGGACCCACCCUUGGACUUUGGCGAUGAUUUGGAUGCGAGGGCUGAGAUGAAGGUUGGGAGCAAGGGAGCGCCGAGUCAGGUGCUAGAGCAAGUGGCCGAAACGAGGGACGUGGUUGAGUAUCCGCUUAGAGUGGCAAGGUUCAGUAGUGUGAGGGAUUUGACGCUCUUUGUGAGGGGAAGUGUUGGCGGAGACAAGAUCGCUCCUCCCCGACUUCCCUCGUUGCCUUGCUCAGACGUCGGUCUACGAGGCGAGAGCACCAACUACACCCGCGAAGCCCCGUCCAACCUCAUCUAUGAAGCGACCCCGCAGCUCAAGGACCACAAGAAGGUCCCUGGCACCGAAUCUGGAGCCAACCAGCUUGGCCAAUAA
Messenger RNA from Jaminaea rosea, 525 nucleotides. RefSeq names its product DUF1000-domain-containing protein. The record is from RefSeq and is a predicted model, not a curated record. Gene Ontology annotation, cellular component: nucleus. NCBI's taxonomy places the organism in Eukaryota, Fungi, Basidiomycota, Exobasidiomycetes, Microstromatales. The coding region runs from base 1 to 525 and encodes 174 amino acids. The transcript has 2 exons.